Messenger RNA from Menidia menidia (Atlantic silverside), 852 nucleotides. The record is from the annotation of a GenBank genome assembly. Lineage: Eukaryota; Metazoa; Chordata; Actinopteri; Atheriniformes; Atherinopsidae.
AUGUCUUUCUCGUGCCCCCCUCAGGUGUACAUCACCUGCUCGGUCAUCCUGUGUGACCCUGAGAGCCCCUUCUCCAGGUGUGCCCAGGGCUGCCUGAAAGACCCGUCCUGCAGACGCAGACGGGAGCUGAGCCUGGAAACCGGCGGGCACUCCAUUACCCAGGGUCCCCUGCAGUUUGUGGGGCUGGAUGCUCCCAGAGUAGCCCAGGAGGAGCAGCAGGAGGAGCAGAGGGUUGCUGUGGGGCAGAAGGAGGAAGAGGAGGAGGAGAGGGUCCCUCCCAAUGCAGGACUCUUCAGAAUGGCGUCUUCCAUCCACCUGCUGUUGCUGCUGCUGCUCGUGGCCUCAUCCGAAGCUCAAUCCUACAAGCAUGUGGCGGCUUCACUGGCCUUCAGACCCAAAGGAAAAAGCCCCGACGGGAAAUACCAGGUGGAGCUUCGCUACAGGCCAACCGGUGUGGACUACCAUCAGAACUCCUUUGUUUGCUUGUGGACUAACUGUGGCUCAAACCUGGUGAAAUACAGCCGCACGGUGGCUCAUGACUCCUAUAAUCUCACCUGGCACAGCUACGAGGUGCUUGCAGUCCUGCAGCUCAGCUCGGACUUUCUCUUCGAGAUGAGAUUACCUGAUUACUACAAUUAUCACUAUGGCGCGGGUUACUGGGUGCCCAGACCCGAAGGCACUUCAAAAUGGGUAAUGAGAACAUCUUUGGACCUGGGAACCCGAUCUGACACUGGAGAAUCAAACCGCCCACCCAUCACUUCCACUGUGCCAAUAAUCAGGUUAUUUAUUUUAUUAAACUUUGGCUCUUUCAUCCCCCCAUGUGCAGAGACAAAACUGCGCACAGGAAUCUGA